AUGGGUGUGAAUCAUGAUGGAAAUCUGGAAGUAUUGGAUAUAUCAAAGAUGGAUGAUUUAACAAUUGCUACGCAAAUGGAUGUUCAUGGCAAGGAUGGUACACAAUGUAAAUCCAUAUUAGGUAUGGAAUUUGACUCUAAACAAUCAACUUAUGAAUUUUAUAAUUCUUAUGGAGGAAGAGUUGGAUUUAGUAUUAGAAAAGAAUAUUCUCACAAAAGUAAGAGCGGUGAAAUUAAUACAAGGACAUUUGUUUGUUCUAAGGAGGGUCUUAGAAAAUUUGAUAAAAGAGAUUUUGCUGUAAGGAUUCCUAGGGCAGAGACAAGGACCGGUUGUGGUGCUUUGAUGAGGAUUAAAUUAAUCAGGCAAAUUGGGAAGUAUAGAGUUAUCAAUUUUGUAGAAACACACAACCAUCCCCUUGUAGUAAGUGCAUGUGCUCAUAUGCUUUCCUCCCAAAGAAAAAUUUCCACCUCUCAAUAUAUUGAAAUAGAUUUGGCAAAUGACUGUGGGAUACCUCUUAGGUCAUCCUAUGAGUUAAUGGGUAGAGAAGCAGGUGGAAGGGAAUGUGUUGGGUUUUUGAAAAAAGGUCAAGAGGCAUUUCACACCCAUGUUUGCAAGUCCAUGAUUCAUUGA
Messenger RNA from Camellia sinensis, 630 nucleotides. The record is from RefSeq and is a predicted model, not a curated record. Lineage: Eukaryota; Viridiplantae; Streptophyta; Magnoliopsida; Ericales; Theaceae.